Molecule: messenger RNA, 2124 nt
Organism: Rangifer tarandus platyrhynchus (Svalbard reindeer)
Lineage: Eukaryota; Metazoa; Chordata; Mammalia; Artiodactyla; Cervidae
Source: the annotation of a GenBank genome assembly
AUGCUCUGGGGACAGCGCCCGAGAGCUGGGCGGCGCUUCCGAGCCUGGCCAUGGGGUGGCGCUGCUCGCCAGCCGCUGGCCUCGGCGGCUCUGCUCCGCAGGGACGCAGGCCCUCCUCUGCCGAGGGCGUCUCUGCCCAGCGCGGUCAGCACAGACUUCCACACUUACAGUGCACACUGCCACGGGCUGCCCACAGAAGGCGGAAUUCUUCCAGGCGCCGGACAGGAGAUCCUCUGGAAGUCUUUGCUGAUAUGGGUUUGGAAACUUGGAGAAGGGCUGAAUUUCAACAUCGGCCGGCAAAAAACAGAAGUGCUUCUGUACGAAGAUGAAGCAGAUUUGCAGCUGCUACAGGCAGAGGCUACGUUUGCCACCGCUCGUCGGGAAACUGCCACGGACCGUGGGCCGUCCCGUCUGUGGGUGUGUCCGUGCGGCUGCCAAAGCCACGCACGGGAGACCUUGGGGCACGAAGGCCACGAGGCUGUGUGCUUCGGCCGGUCCGCCCGUGUGUCACUGGAGCAGACGCCACGUGGCAAGCGGACUCCACGGGCACUCGCAGCAGCUGACGUGCCGCCCGCCACCUCCACGGCCGCCGCUAGGACACGAGUGCAGGCGUGGCUGCCAGGUGGGCUCUGGGGCCAGAAGGUGCUCCACAGGCGAGCAGUCCCGUCAAGGCAGGCGGCUACUGUUCCCAGCAUCCCCCUGCACAUCCCAUCUACGGCCCCUCCCCCGGACGGGGAGGAGGAGGCUCACUAUGUAAAAGUGAGAGAGCAGGAAACACAGAGCGACCAACGAAGGACCCUGCUGCCGACUGCCCCGGAUCAGAGCCAGGCGGCGCCCCGGGCCUACCUUAGCCCCUCUGAGGCCCGCAGCCCACUUUCGGACCUGGCCUUCCACCCUCACCCCUCGACUCCCAGUGCACCCUCUCUCUCCGGCCACGAGCUCUGCACCCCACCUGCAAGGUGGGUCCUGCUGACCUCGUCCAAAAGCAGGGCGGCUGGGACAGAUCACCGCCUGGAGCCCCGAACGCCAGGCCUGGCCAAGAGCGACCCCAGGCCUUCUGGCGUCUCCGGGCGGCCGCCCCGCCCCUUCCGGUUGGCGCCCCUGGACUUCCGGUUCCUCCUCUGGGCAGUUCCUGUCUGGUCAGUUGUAGGCGUUGAGUCGCUGUCAUCUUCGUCUCAUGGCCUGUCGCUCGUCACCCGUCACACACAGCCUCCCCGGCUCCACAAGGCCGUUCUCAGUGACUUCGAGGGGAAGCUUCGGCACAGCUCAGCCACGGCCCAGGAGCAGCCCGUAGAUUCCAGCGAAAGCUCCUCGGCUCUGCGCAGCACCUCCUGGAUGCAGCCCCCUGCUCGGGAAGAACAUCUUGCCUCCGGGUUGUGCUGGGAGGUCCCGGUUAGCCUCAGGCACUGCAGCCGCACCGGGAGGAGCUCCCGGGCAGGCCACGCGGCGGGCCCGCUCUCUCCCCAGGCGCGCUCUCUGCCAGCUUCACGUCCAGCGAGGGACAAAGGGGCCUGCGGCGGAUUAGCUGCCCGGCGGGCGGGCCCGCGGUUCCCGCGGCGGCAGCUGCUCGCCGGCCUUGCCAAGGCGGCCGUCCUGGUCCGGGCCCCGUUCACUGAGGGCGGAGCUCGGCCCGGGCAGGACGCCUCCUCUGUUUAUCUGCAAGGCCGGCCCUGCCCUGCCCCGUCGGGCCGGUCAGGCCAGGCUGGGGGCCGCGGGGUCAGCGGCGGACAAUGGGCAGGCGCGCGCGCGCGUCCGCCCGACUCCGGGCCUUUGUUGCGGGAGCCUCGUGCCGAUGGGUUAAUGGGGCAGAAGCGAUCGGUGAAGGGCGACAGAAGCCCGGGCGCGCCGCCCCUUCGCCCCUGCGCCCAGGAGGGAGGGACUGGGGGGCGGGAGGACGGGGGGGGCGGGGUAUCCCCUUCCCAUAAACAGCCGCAGAGCAGGUCCUGGGCAGCCCGCCGGCCACCCCUGGUUUCCUGCCUGAAGGCCUGCAGCCAGCGCCCCCGGGCCGGCUCGCGGAACCAGCGCGAGGACCGGUCGGUCCGCGGGAUGCGAGCCGGGCCCGCCAGGCGGCGCUGCUUCCCGCCCGGCCGCGGCCGGCUCUGCAGCCCGAUGCUGUUUAAUUAA